Messenger RNA from Xenopus laevis (African clawed frog), 3450 nucleotides. RefSeq names its product leucine zipper and EF-hand containing transmembrane protein 2 L homeolog (gene letm2.L). Gene Ontology annotation, molecular function: ribosome binding. NCBI's taxonomy places the organism in Eukaryota, Metazoa, Chordata, Amphibia, Anura, Pipidae. Bases 233 to 1570 code for a protein of 445 amino acids. The record is from RefSeq and is a predicted model, not a curated record. Gene Ontology annotation, cellular component: mitochondrial membrane; mitochondrial inner membrane. The transcript has 11 exons. Gene Ontology annotation, biological process: intracellular monoatomic cation homeostasis.
GCUCCCGCCCUCGGCGUUGCUAAUUGGCUCACGCUGUGGUUGUUGGCCGCUUACGCCUCCUCUGAUUGGCUGGACACACGCUUCCCGGAGGCCUCCGCAGCUGCCUCUGGAUUCUGGGAAGAAGUGAAAUCCAGUGUUGAGGAAGGAGAAACCGAAGAGGCAGCGGCGGCGUGGAUCAAUGUGUUGGCUGGACCGGGCGCAGUGAGUCUGACGUGAAGAUUCCAAGUAAGAAAUGGCUUCAUACAGCUGCAGUGUGGUCCUGGCUACUCUUCGGUGCCGCAGUUCACAUCUUGUCCUGAGGAAGAACCUGUGUCCGAUAUACGCCUCUGUUUCCUGCGCACAAAAUAGUGGCCGUGUCCCUCAACCAAGCUGCUUGGUGCCCGCUGCCUUUGUGAGCCCCUCAUGGAGCACCCGUGCUUUCCACGCUUCUGGGUUCUCUCUUCAGGAUGCCCCGCCCCCUCCUCCCUCCACCCCACCUUCCCCACCGGAGCCCGAGAAAUCUCCGCAAGUGGUGCGUAAAUCCCUCGGCCAGAGGGUGAUGGAUGAAAUCAAACACUUCUACCACGGUUUCCGCCUGCUCUGGAUUGACACUAAGGUGGCCGCUCGGAUGGUCUGGCGGUUGCUACACGGGCAAGUGCUGACUAGGAGGGAAAGGCGAAGGCUUAUGAGGACGUGCGCUGAUCUUUUCAGACUGGUCCCGUUCAUGGUCUUUGUUAUUGUCCCCUUCAUGGAGUUUCUGCUGCCCGUGUUCCUGAAGCUCUUCCCAGAAAUGUUGCCUUCCACAUUUGAAACUGAAUCCAAAAAGGAGGAAAAGAUGAAGAAAAAGUUGGGAGCAAAGCUGGAAAUGGCCAAGUUCCUACAAGAGACCAUCUCUGAGAUGGCACGGAGGAACAAGGCAGAGACUGGAGCCGACAGCCAGCAGCAGUUCUCUUCCUAUGUGCAGCAGGUUCGAGGCACAGGUGAGCAGCCCAGUACAAAGGAGAUUGUGCGCUUCUCCAAACUCUUUGAGGAUGAGUUAACCCUGGAGAACCUGGAACGGUCUCAGCUUGCGGCCCUAUGCAGACUGCUGGAACUGCCCCCAAUCGGCACCAACAACUUGCUGCGCUUUCAGCUCAUGAUGCAGCUCCGCUCCAUACGGGCCGACGAUGAGAUGAUCUCCAAGGAAGGGGUGGAAAACCUCACUGUGGCAGAACUUCAAGCAGCCAGCAGGGCUCGGGGAAUGAGAUCUCUGGGCCUCACAGAGGAACAACUGAAGGAGCAAAUUAAACAGUGGCUGGAUUUACACCUAAAGGAGAACGUUCCCCCAUCUCUGCUACUUCUCUCCCGUGCUCUGUAUCUGACGGAGCUCAAGCCUAAGCCCCUCCUGCCCUUGAAACAAGAGAUCCCUAAAGUAAACCCUGUUAUAGUGGAGGCCAUAGACACGGAGGCCAUAGACACUAAGGACAAUCUUGCAGACACAGCUCCUACCUUGAAAGGGUUAAAGGAAGAAGAACUUGUUUCAGAGACUUUACUCAAAGAAUCUGCCGCACAAUCAAAGGAGAAUACAAAAGCCAGUGCUAAUGGGGUGUAACGUCGCUGGAUGACAAGAACAGAACAAGAUCCAAAGCCACAAGUCUCAGCUCGGCAGCCAAUAGAAAAACAACGUCCUGUGAAGCUCUCGUCUAGAAUGAUGUGUCUCCCGGUGAAGAGUUCAGUGAUCUUCCCAGAAUUCUUUGCAUUGUAUCGUGCCUUUCGGUCUCACUUCAGGUGCUAGUAGGUGAGCUGGGCUGUGCCGUGGUGCUGGGUAUCACUAUAUAUUGCUGCAUACUGAUGUCUCUUAUCCUCGUAAUCUCUCAGUGAGGGACAAAACAAACGCCUGUUGCUUACAAGUCACAAAUUGGCCUCUGCUGUGUUUGGUACAGGCUUAUAAAGCAGGGGCGUGUCAUAAUGCUGAUUAUAUCAUAAUGCUGAGUGUAUAAUAAUGCUGAGUAUCCCCAAAGGAUAUGUAUUUUACAGGGCUCAGUUUUUUUAAUUACUGUAGCAGUGAGGGGAAAAUGUGGCAGAUCAAUUGUGCAGCUCCCAUGCCUCCUCCUCUCACUACCAAAAAAACAUCUGAAACAGACCAUAGAAAAAGACAGGGCUGCAUUAUCAGCAUUGUGGCGACUCCACCCAAGUAGCCUCAGUAAGGAUCCAGGUUGCCAGCACAAAUACAAAGGCCACAUUUAGAUUCUGACUGAGGCUGUUUGGGUGGGGGUUAUCAUUGGACUGAAAACCACAUCAGUCAGGAUCCAAAUAUGACUGCUGGCUGCAAGGGUCCUGUUUGGAUUCUUAUUAAGGCUGAUUGGGUGGGGUCUUCACAGGACUGAAACCAGCCUCAGUCAUGGUCCAGAUGUGACCCUUGCAGCCAUGCUGGCAGUCACUCUACAGGGACCUAGUUCCCUGGCAAUUUUCUGACUGCCAGCACAGCUGCAAGGGUCUCAUUUGGAUUCUUACUGAGGCUGAUAGGGUGGGGCUUCACUGGACUGAAACCAGCCUCAGUCAGGGUCCAGAUGUGACCCUUGCAGCCAGCUAGCAGCUGGCAGUCACUUUGCAGGGCCCUAGUUCCCUGGUGAUUUGCUGACUACCAGCACAGCUGCAAGGGUCUCAUUUGGAUUCUUAUUGAGGCUGAUAGGGUGUGGCUUCACUGGACUGAUACCAGCCUCAGUCAGGGUCCAGAUAUGACCCUUGGAGCCAUGCUGGCGGAAGGGUUGCCACCUUUUCUGGAAAAAAAAUAAUGGCCUUCCUAUAUUCUUGCUGUUUUUUCCUAUUAAUAACAUUGGCAUUGACUCAUCAUUUUUACUGGCCAGGCCAGUAAAAUACAGGUCAGGUGGCAACCCUAGCUGGCAGCCAUUCUGCCUAGUUCCCUGACGAUUUGCUGACUGCCAACACAGCUGCAAGGGUCUCUUUUGGAUUCUUAUUGAGGUUGAUAGAGUGGGGCUUCACCGGACUGAAACCAGCCUCAGUCAGGGUCCAGAUGUGACCCUUGCAGCUGUACUGACAGGAAGUUUUGCUAUGGCUGCCGGUAUACCUGCAAGGGUCACAUUCAGAUCCUGACUGCAGCUGAUUGGGUGGGCUUGUCACCAGCCUGAAAAUGCACCCCCCCUGUUUGUCUUGUGUCUGUCUCAGUGUAAAGAGACCAGCGUAUCUCUCUGCAUCAGAACUGAUAUAAUAACUGCUCUGUAUGAUUCGUAUGGGUCCAACAGUUUACACAGAAAUGAAAUACCGAUACUUUUCCUUAUCAUGUAAGUACCUCUCUCUGUAUAAAUAUUACCUUUAAAUUAUACUGUAAAUAUGUACAUAGGGAACAAACCAUUGUAGACCACUGUACAUUUCUGCUCAAAUACUUUAUAUUCUUCUAUGCACAGUUGAAUAUUUUUCUUGCCGUCUGUAACUGUAAACAAAGCCUCUAUUAAAUGUCUUAUUUGUUUUUAA